Racocetra persica is the source of this 335-nucleotide messenger RNA. NCBI's taxonomy places the organism in Eukaryota, Fungi, Glomeromycota, Glomeromycetes, Diversisporales, Gigasporaceae. The record is from the annotation of a GenBank genome assembly.
AUCGAAUUAAACAAAAUUAUAAAACAUGAUUGUAAUACUAUAUAUAAUCAUGAACAAGAAAUAAGUGAUAGCGACUCUGAAUUUAGUGGAGAUGAGCUUGAAGUAUAUUUUUUACAAAACCAUCAUAAUGAAUAUUUGAUAGAUAGCUUUCUAGUAAAUCCCAAAUAUCCAGCUCAAGAAAGCGAUAAGAAAUCAGAUCCUCAAAAUAAUUUAUCUGUGAUACCAGCAGUUGAUAUUGUUAGAAAUCGGGGGCAAAGCAGAGAAAGACCGUGCGGAUCAAAAGCUAAUCAUAGUGGUAGAUCUAGUCAACAAAUUAGUCUACCAAACCCACUAGA